UUUUAUCAAAUGUAAUUUAAUAUCAAUACAAAUAUACAAUAGGUAUUGGCUAUUACACCUCUAGUCAAUACAUUUUAUUUUUAGCCGAUUAUAAAUUAAAUUAUUCGUAUUGAGUAUUUGUGUAUUUGUGAAAUUGUGUUGGUGUAAUGUGUAUUAUAUGAAAUACAAAUACAUAUCAAUAAAUCGUUAUUCGUUAAAUAAAAUUUCAAUUUAAUUAUAUCUCGUCCGAUAAUUUUAUACGAUGUGUAAUAAUACCAAAGAAGAAGAUAUUGUUGAAAAAUGGGGCUUGCCAUUGAAAGAAUUGUAUACAUUGGCGCUUAAGUUUUUUAAGGAAAAAGAAGGUAAAGCCAUACAUUUUACUUAUGAUGAUAAAUUAAAACUUGUUGCAUAUACACGUCAAGUUAGCCAUGGAAAGUUGGAUGAAUCGAAAUUACCACCUUUAGGUGUAUUUGAUGUUAUUGGAAGAGAUCGAAGAUUAGCAUGGCAAGCACUUGGUGAUAUGUCAACAGAAAACUCUAUGGUCAAUUUUGUUAAAUUGGUGAAUAAAGAAUGUACUUUAUUCAAACAUACUGUUGAAGCUUAUAAAGCUGAUUUGAUUGAACAAAAACGCAUAACAGAUGAAAAUAUGAAAAAAGAACAGGAAGAACUAGAAAAACAGCUUGCACUAAUGGAAUUAAAACAAAAAGACGAAGAAGAUAGAUGUAGACAAGAAAAUACCAAACAACUCAUUCAAGAAGCUUUAAAUAAACAGACAUAUAGCCAGUUUUUAACAUAUGCUCAAAAUCAAUUUCCAAACAACCCAGAUGAACAAGCUGUACUUGUAAGACAAUUACAAGAACAACAUUAUCAUCAGUAUAUGCAACAGUUACAACAAAACUAUGAACCCGGCAAAGAAUUGGAAAUAACAACUAACUCUGUAACUGUUCCUGAAGAUAAAAUUAUUGAACAUGAGAGCAUCUGCAAUGAGCAAUGUGAAAAUGGGCAAUGUCUUUCUGGAGAAUGCUCUGUUCAAACAUUGUUUCCUGCAUCAAUGUGGACAAGAAAAGAUAUUGAUGAAUUUAAAGCUAAUUUACUACGAGAAGGUGGAGAAGCCGUUAUUAAAGUAAAUCAUGGAGAAACGGUUACGGUUCGAGUCCCAACAGCUGAAGGCGGCAACUGUGUAUUUUGGGAGUUUGCAACUGAUGGUCACGAUAUAGGUUUCGGUGUUUACUUUGAAUGGGUUAAACCUAGUACUAGUCAAGUUUCAGUGCAUGUAUCUGAGAGUGAAGAUGAUGAUUGUGACGACUUGGAAGACGAUGAUGAUGGUAAUAUCAAUCAAGAUCUACUUCAUGAAUUGGAACAAAAUGGUGUUACAAUUAAAGAUAUCAAAAAGAGUAAUCAGUUGAAUCGACCACCAUUGUCAAUAAUAAUACCAGUAUACCGAAGAGAUUGUCACAAAGAAGUAUAUGCUGGAAGUCAUUUAUAUCCUGGGGAAGGAGUUUAUUUACUUAAAUUUGAUAACUCCUAUAGUUUAUGGAGGUCAAAAACAUUGUAUUAUAGAAUAUAUUACUCACAAUAAUAUAUAAAUGUUGUUCUGUAUAAAAUUCCUACCAAUCUGCAAUCUGUUAGUCAGUUUAAAAUGUAUUAAUAUUUAUAUUCAGCUUUUUUUUUAUCCAAACUAUAGUUGAAAUAACUCAAAGAACAAUAUAUUACAUAUUAAAAUAUGUUUAAAAUUAAAAUUUUUACUAUUCAAUUUUUUUUUUGAAUCAAUAUUCAUACAAUAUGCAUAUAAAUAAUAUUAUCUAGUAUUGAUUCACUUACAUAACUAUUACAAUAAAUUUUGAAAACAUUAAGAAAAAUCAUUGUUUUUCUUCUCCAUCUAACAUAUUAUAUUGUAACCUAUAGGUAUAAAUAAAAAGUUAAAGAUUUCCUUUUUUAGUGCACAAUAAAAAUUAGUGCAAUAUAAAGAACAUUUCAUAUGAAAUAACCAUUCAUUUUAUAUUUGAAGAUGCAGAAAAAUCCUUUUUAUUUCUUAUUAUUAUAUACAACUACUGAUACUGACUAGUAAGUCAGAAGUUAACUAUUGUUAAAUGUUUUAAAACAAAAAAACUGCUUGUUAAGUAUAUUUAUUUAUUUAUUAUGAAUAAUAACCGUAUUUUAAACUUAUAAUAUUUAACUCUAUGCUAUAACCAAAAAUACAA
Messenger RNA from Metopolophium dirhodum (rose-grain aphid), 2180 nucleotides. RefSeq names its product Golgi resident protein GCP60. Gene Ontology annotation, cellular component: Golgi membrane. Gene Ontology annotation, molecular function: fatty-acyl-CoA binding. The coding region runs from base 242 to 1558 and encodes 438 amino acids. NCBI's taxonomy places the organism in Eukaryota, Metazoa, Arthropoda, Insecta, Hemiptera, Aphididae. The transcript has 9 exons. The record is from RefSeq and is a predicted model, not a curated record.